CUUUCUUUCUGAAAUCCUCUAAUCCUCAACAUGUUUGUUAAUGCCAACAUUAUCUCCUGCAACUUCUCUACCUUCCCAUCGCUUACUCUCAAUCUUAAAGACCCAGAACUCAAAACUUCUCUGCAAAGCCACAACCUUAAACCCAGAAUCCCAUUUCUCAAAGAAACCUCAAAGUUUUCAGCUUUUCUUAAACCCCAGAAUCAUAGAAGCUCAAUCUUAGCAUUUCAGAGGAAGGGACUUGCUCAAAUUUGUCAUUUUUCCUUAACAAGGCAGAAGUCAGAAGACCCAGUUGUGGAAGAAAGAGAUCCUUUGGAAGGUGGGGUUGGUGGAAAUGGUAGAAAUGGCGGAAAUGGUGGAAAUGGUGGAGAGGGAAGGGACUGGACAACCUCAAUUUUGCUCUUGGUCUUGUGGGGAGCACUCUUGUAUUAUGUUUUCAAUCUCAGUCCAAACCAGACCCCGUCGAGGGACAUGUAUUUCUUGAAAAAACUCCUGAAUUUGAAGGGAGAUGAUGGUUUCAGGAUGAAUGGUGUGCUUGUGUCUCUGUGGUACAUAAUGGGCUUGUGGCCUUUGGUGUAUAGCAUGCUGCUGCUCCCAACAGGUAGAAGCUCAAAAAGCAAAGCUCCAGUCUGGCCAUUCCUAAUAAGCUCAAAAAGCAAAGUUCCGGUCUGGCCAUUCCUAAUACUCUCAUUCUUCGGUGGUGCAUAUGCUCUUCUUCCCUAUUUUGUACUUUGGACACCGCCACCACCUCCUGUUGAAGAAACAGAAAUCAAAAGAUGGCCUCUGAAUUUUCUGGAAUCAAAAUUAACUGCUGCGAUAUCACUUGCUGCAGGACUAGGUAUAAUUGUUUAUGCAGGUUUAGCUAACUGGGAUGACUGGAAGGAAUUUUACCAGUACUUCAGAGAAAGCAAAUUUAUCCAUGUCACUUGCCUUGAUUUCACCCUGUUAUCUGCAUUUGCUCCAUUUUGGGUUUACAACGAUAUGACUGCCAGGAAAUGGUUUGACAAAGGCUCUUGGCUUCUUCUCCUAUCACUGGUGCCAUUCUUGGGUCCUGCUUUGUACCUUGUCCUAAGGCCGUCACUAUCAACAAUGCCCGUUACAGUCAGCCGCACAACAUCCGAGCCUAAAUGAUGUUCAUAUUUCUUGCACUGAUGUCGUUUGUGUGGUGAUUUUAUCACUGUAUGGUGAAAGAAGAAUAGCCAGCCUAAGAUGGAUGAAAUAAACUUGAAAGGGAAAAAUUUUGAAAUGCCAUUAAUUGCUGUGUACUCAACUGUUCAGUCCCUGCUGCCAGAUGACGAGUUAUUUUCCCUAUGCAGACUGCUGGAUGUGCUUAUGAAAGGAGAAAGAAUGGUUGUCAGAAAUUAGUUCACCUCUUCAUGGUGAAAGUCACCUGAAAUUAUAGUUUCAACUCUUUUCCUAUUUAUUUUGCAUCAAGUAAUACAUGAUUGGUUUCAUGAGCAAGAUAAUUCCCUGUUACUUUGUUUUGGACAUUGUAACAUUAAAGAAGGCAUGCUCCAUAAUUAGAGGCUUCUAGGAUAUUACAACAUUUCGGUAGAUGUAUUAGAUUGUAUAAUUUUGG
This is a messenger RNA of Corylus avellana, 1576 nucleotides long. RefSeq lists its product as uncharacterized. NCBI's taxonomy places the organism in Eukaryota, Viridiplantae, Streptophyta, Magnoliopsida, Fagales, Betulaceae. The record is from RefSeq and is a predicted model, not a curated record.